Molecule: messenger RNA, 1605 nt
Organism: Symbiodinium sp. CCMP2592
Lineage: Eukaryota; Dinophyceae; Suessiales; Symbiodiniaceae
Source: the annotation of a GenBank genome assembly
AUGGUCGCCCUGGUUCCGAUCCUCUUCGCCAAUGUGGCUGCCGUGCAGAUUGUUCUGCUCUCUCUCAUGACGGUUCUCUACCUUGUGGCCGCCACCCGCGUGUUCCCCUGGGCGACGGAUUUGGCGAACAGUGCCGACUUGUUUCUGAACACGGGCCUCACCUUCUUCCUUAUCAUCUCGUCCUUCUUUGUGGAUGCCAGCGGCAGUGACACACGGACCUUCCUCAGUGUACUGCUCAUGACAGUGAUCGGGCUGAUCUCCUUCGGCCUGCAGGCUUUGGCAUUGCGGGCGCUAUGGAAGCGAUUCCAUCCCGGCAAGAACUACAACUUCUUCCUCUGCCACCACAAGGCCGGUGCUGCCGUGCUUUGCCGCUGGCUGAAGAGCGAGAUGCUUCAGCAGUCUGGAGGGAAGGUCAGAGUCUUCUUGGACUCGGAUGAGCUCGAGGGGCUCGCCGACAUUGGUGAUAUCGUCAAAAGCCAGACCUCCGUGCUGGUCAUUGCAGCCACCAAGUUGGUGCUGACGCGCCCGUGGUGCGCUGUGGAGGUAGCCACUGCUGUGCGGAAUAAGAUCGACAUCGUCAUGGUGAAGUGUUCAGACUUCAGCUUCUACGAUGAGGAGGGAUUCCGAGAGCUGCGUGAAGGGUGGACAAGCGCAGACAUCUUGAUCUUCGCACAGAAUGCCUUGGACCCGUCCAUGGUGGAGGAGAGCUACCGGCAAUUGCCUUCCGUGCGCACCUUGGACUUCGAUGCGUUUGCAGACCCAAGCAAGCAGCAGUCCGUGGUGUCCCAGAUUCUUCAGACAUCUUACAAGGCUUCAUACCGGGAGAAGUCGCGAAGUUUAAUUCUGGACUUGACACCGGACGUCCUUGUGCUCGGAGCUCUCGGCAGCUCUGAGGGCCGAAUGACCUGCCAGGUGCUGCGGGACAUGGUCAUGGAGCGGACCCGGAAACAUGCCUGGCUGGUGAGCUCAGUGAAAGAUGCCCUUCACGCAGCGCGGACCGCUCAGUACCUGCUGGUCGUCCUCACUGCAGGGUUGCUUCGAGACGAGAACUUCUUGGCAGUGCUGAAGGCCUUGGACACGGCGUUCGGGGAUGAACGCCUUGAGAUCGUCAGCGCCCUCGCGGACCAGAACUUUGAGUUCGCGUCGGCUGCCUACUACCAGGAGCUGAGUGACCGUGGAGAAGACCUCCUGGUCCAGUCUGUCCGGCGCGUGGUGAACAUUCUGGCCUUACCCUUCUCUCCGCAGACGUCGAUCAAGGUGAUGAAUGCACAGGCUGACGAGCUUUGCCGCCGAUUUCGCUUCAAGGACACGGAGCUGCGGCGCCAAGUUACCGUGUCCCUGCCGGUCUUCCAGCAAUUGCAGUCGACGGAGGAUGAGGAUCAGCCCGUGAGUCCGGGCCACGCGCUUCGCAUGCACCUUGCGAGCACCCCAAGCGACGCCGGGACUCCACCGGCAGACAUCCAGGCUGAACCUGAGGAUGGCUCCGAGGAGGACGUGGCCGUGAUCGAUUCGUCAAGGGACCCCGGCAUAUGGAUUACUACUGCCGACGUGGAACCCAUGAGACAGUACUCCAUCGACACACUCAUCGUGGACGAGCCCAUGUAA